CAGAUGAGGAGAAAAGAGAGGAAGAAACCGUGGAAGCAGAACAACCGCAGAGCUUGUGACUAAGAUUAGAAUGUCGCUCAUUGCGUUAGCUGCACCUGUCUCUCCCACUGUCGUCGCUUUUCGCCGCGGAGCGAAGCAAUGGAGCGCGCUAUUUCCGAAAACCAGGGGAACUGGUUCGUCCUUGUUCGCAAACUCUCUCAGGAAACGGUUGCGAUUGCGGUUUUUCGCUUCGGGAAAUAGUGGUGGCAUUGCGGAGGAGAUAUCUGAAGCCGAGAAAGAGCCUAAGAAUUUUGCGUGGCCUGAUAACAAGAAACCUAGAGUGUGCAUAUUAGGCGGUGGAUUUGGUGGCUUAUAUACUGCUUUGAGGUUGGAAUCGUUGGAGUGGCCUGAUGAUAACAAGCCACAGAUUAUACUUGUCGACCAAUCUGAACGUUUUGUUUUCAAGCCAAUGUUGUAUGAGCUUCUAUCUGGAGAAGUGGAUGAAUGGGAAAUAGCUCCUCGUUUCUUAGAUUUGCUGGCAAACACUAGUGUGCAGUUUUUCAAAGACAGAGUAAAAGUUUUGCAUCCCUCUGAUCAUUGGGGAAUGAAUGUAUCCAAAGCAUCUAGAUGUGGAGGAACUGUUCAUCUUGAAAGCGGCCUUCAGAUUGAAUAUGACUGGCUGGUUCUUGCAUUAGGCGCUGAAGCCAAACUGGAUGUUGUACCAGGGGCAGAGGAAUUUGCAAUUCCUUUCUCAACACUAGAAGAUGCACGUAAAGUCAAUGAUAAAUUAACUACAUUAGAGAGAAAGACAUUUGGAAAGGACGUUCAAAUUAGUGUGGCUGUUGUUGGUUGUGGUUACUCGGGAGUUGAAUUGGCUGCAACACUAGCAGAGCGAUUACGGAACAGAGGGAUUGUGAAAGCAAUUAAUGUUGAAACUGUGAUUUGCCCAAAUGCCCCACCAGCAAACAGGGAAGCUGCUCUAAAAGUUCUUUCAUCAAGGAAAGUUGAACUUUUAUUGGGUUACUUUGUCCGCUGUAUUCGGAAGCUCAGUGGAUUGGAAUCUUCAGAUACCUUGACAGGGGUGGAUGAAAAUAGUACUGAAGUAGCAUCUGCUACUGAGAAGUAUAUAUUGGAGCUACAGCCUGCUGAAAGGGGAAUGCAGAGUCAAAUCAUCGAAGCAGACCUGGUAUUAUGGACUGUUGGAACCAAACCUCCUCUUCCUAAGCUAGAACCUUCAGAUGCACCAUUUAUAAUUCCACUAAAUGCUAGAGGGCAAGCUGAAACAGAUGAAACACUACGUGUUAAGGGUCAUCCCCGGAUAUUUGCCCUCGGCGACUCUUCUGCAUUGAGGGAUUCAAGCGGAAGGAUCCUUCCAGCCACUGCACAGGUUGCAUUUCAGCAAGCAGACUUCACUGGUUGGAAUCUGUGGGCUGCAAUCAAUGGGCGUCCGCUUUUGCCAUUUAGGUUUCAGAAUCUGGGUGAGAUGAUGACCCUGGGAAGAAAUGAUGCUGUCAUUUCUCCGAGUUUUAUUGAUGGAUUGACAUUAGAAGGACCUGUUGGUCAUACUGCGAGGAAGAUAGCUUAUUUGAUCCGGUUACCAACAGAUGAACAUAGGCUUAAAGUGGGGAUUAGCUGGCUUACAAAAUCUGCCAUUGAUUCGGUGUCAUCGCUGCAAAGUACCUUGUACAAGGUCCUUUCGGGCUCUUAGCUUCAGAAAGAAUGACAUAGGUUGGCCGAAUUGUAUAUUCAACAACUCUAAUACAUGAUCAAGUACAGCUAUUUUUAUUCACAA
This is a messenger RNA of Vigna unguiculata (cowpea), 1771 nucleotides long. RefSeq names its product NAD(P)H dehydrogenase C1 (gene NDC1). Gene Ontology annotation, cellular component: chloroplast. NCBI's taxonomy places the organism in Eukaryota, Viridiplantae, Streptophyta, Magnoliopsida, Fabales, Fabaceae. Gene Ontology annotation, biological process: phylloquinone biosynthetic process; aerobic electron transport chain. Gene Ontology annotation, molecular function: NAD(P)H dehydrogenase (quinone) activity. The record is from RefSeq and is a predicted model, not a curated record.